This is a messenger RNA of Fomitopsis serialis, 522 nucleotides long. RefSeq lists its product as uncharacterized. Bases 1 to 522 code for a protein of 173 amino acids. The transcript has a single exon. The record is from RefSeq and is a predicted model, not a curated record. Lineage: Eukaryota; Fungi; Basidiomycota; Agaricomycetes; Polyporales; Fomitopsidaceae.
AUGCCUCACGCGUACGCCGACGGAGCCUCAGAAUGCGAAUCGGCGUCCGAGCCCAACCGCCGUCAUCCCAGAGAAGAACCACAUGCAGGCCUGACACGAUCCUCUGCGCCUCAACCAACGUCAGAUUCGACGUUCGUCCCAGCCAGCAAAAAGGAAAAUUGCCUGCUCGUGGCGGAGAAUCGAUCCCCCGGUGCGCUUCGAAGGCGCGACUCCCCAGGCACCAUGUUGCCCGGGCAUGCCGCGAUCACGUUCGGAGACUACGACCGCUUCGUUAAGCAGUCGACGGGAGGAAGUCCACGCACCGCGAAGGUGUUCGCAUUACCAGGAAUGGCUAGGAGAACUGGUGUUCGGGGCGACCACAAUCAUCACGCGCGGCGGCGGGAUACGACGCCAGGGUACCACAGAGCAAGCCUCGAUGAGGGCGCUUCGGGCGUCGCGCGGCGCAACGAAAGCCUGACGCCUAUCAAGAUUCGAGCUUUGAGUUACCGCCAUCGCCACACGCUGUCAAGAAGGGGGGAGUGA